Messenger RNA from Spirodela intermedia, 3300 nucleotides. Lineage: Eukaryota; Viridiplantae; Streptophyta; Magnoliopsida; Alismatales; Araceae. The record is from the annotation of a GenBank genome assembly.
AUGGAAGAAAAGUCGAUGCUCAACUUCUCCACAGCUAAGGCCGAGGUAACCAUCGACCUCGACGACCUUCAAGAGGGGACGGGUGUUCACCAGCGGCCGCCGCCCAUCAACACGCUCUCUGCUCGGCAGAUGGAAUCCCUUAUUGCUAUCUGUGACGCCCUACUCCCCUCCAUAGACCUUCCCGCUGCGGACAACGACUCCAUACGCAAGUUCUUCGGUCUCUCCGCCUCCCUGGCUGGCACGCCAGAGAUGGUGACCCCCGUCGUCACUGCCGCCUCCACCUCUUUUACUUCGAAACCUUAAAUUUUGUUCCUCUUCGCGGGUGCAGGUGGGGGCGUACAUAUGUGGAAGGCUGCAACACAUAACGCUGGAUUUGCUCAAGCUGACUCUGUGGUUCCUCUCGACGUGGUACGGUACCUUCGCGAUCUGCGGGAUGAAGAGCCUGUCGGGGCGGUUCCCAUACUUCAGGAGGCUAUCGGAGGUGCCCCGGGGACGGCGGGAGGAGAUCCUCCUAUCUUGGUCGAGCAGCCCACUCCGCCUGUUAAGGCUUCUCUUCAGGUCUUUGAAAACCCUGGUGCUUCUCAUCUACUUCACGCAGGUAGGUCGAAAGCAUCGUUGAACCUUUGCCUUGCCUUCCUCUAGUUUCCAGUGAAUGUGGGGAAACCAACCCGCCCCCUCCCCUCCCACCGUCGGAAGAGGGAGCAGAGGUCACGAGAGGAUACACGGGAAAAGUUCUCCUUGGUUAUAACCGGACCUUAUCUCCACCGGACGUCUCUCUCCCUCUCCCCCCCGGCCCUGCACCGUCGUCGGAAGAGAAAGCAGAGAUCACGAGAGGGCAAGGGGGCAUUUCUCUUUUGAUAUGACCGGACCUCCGGUAAAAUACUCAGAGGGACACAUAAUGGCCUCAGCUGUAACCGAGUUUGGUGCGAUAAGCAGCGUGUUGUGGACGCACUUCAUCAAAUAGAAGAGAUGACGCCGAUGACCUCAUCGAUGAGCAUCGUCACCAAGAUUUGGGUUCAUGUUUCAAGAUCUUGGGUAUCGCCUCUUCUGACUUCCUGGGCCCUCGGCAUUUCUCGUGGAGUAAGAGGAUCUCAGGCUUCUUUCUGACAGCAGUCGCCAUGACGCCCUCCAACUCCCCGACGAGUCGCUGCGCAUCGCAUUCAUGAAACCCCAACUAGGGGAGGAGGGAAGGGCAGCAGUUUGGGGCGGGUGGAGAAAGAAUGUAUGGCCGCGUAGAAAUUAGAGGAAGAAGUGCUCACGUUCUCAGAGGCCACGAAGAUUACAGACCAGUUGAGAAUAUGUGGGCAUUAAGGGAAAUAACAAAGUCACAAGGUGUUGAUUGGACGUGAAACCAUAGUUACUAGCAAGUUGUCCGUCCGAAAGGACGAGCACAUGAAACUUUUCUCCCUUUUUUUUCAACACGUGCGUUUUUGCUUUCAGGUCAACGAGAAGGGCGAAAAUCCGACUUGGAAGGCCAUUGGCUACUGCGGUCCCGAUCCCGACUUCGUCCGCCAGCUCGUCCCCGCACCAGAAAUGCCCUCCAAACCGGAGGAGAAAGGCUCUUCUCCGACCUCCACCGACCGGACAAGCCGCCUCGGCCCGCUCCACCCCGCCCUCGUCCUCCUCGAUCGCCCCCCCGCGGCGAUCGCCGCCGCCCUUGGCCGUGCCGGCCUCUCCCUCUCCGUCGUCCGCUGUGCCCGACGAGGAGUCCCCACCGCCACCAUCCGCUGCGAUGUCGUCGUGGUCGGCUCCGGAUCAGGCGGCGGCGUAGUGGCCGGCGUGCUGGCCCGGGCAGGUCACAAGGUUGUGGUGGUGGAGAGGGGGCAGUACCACGCCCGCCAAGGGCUCACCCUCCGGGAAGGCCAUGCGAUGGACAACAUGUACGAAGGCAGCGGCCUCGUCGGCACGGACGACCUCGGCGUCAUGAUCCUCGCCGGCUCCACGGUCGGGGGCGGGUCGGCGAUCAACUGGUCGGCGUCCAUCCGAACCCCCCGGCACGUAAUGGACGAGUGGUGCGACGCCCACGGCCUGGAACUAUUUGGCAGCGACGCCUACAUGGAGGCGAUGGACGCCGUGUGUGCCCGGAUGGGCGUGCAGUCUGAGGUCUCCGAGGAGAGCUUAAAUAACACCGUCCUCCGGCGAGGCUGCGCGGAGCUCGGAUACCCAGUGAGCACAAUUCCCCGAAACUGCGCCGGAGACCACUACUGCGGGUGGUGUUGCUUUGGGUGCAAGGACGGGGGAAAGAAGGGAACCUCCGAGACGUGGCUUCUCGACAUGUCCGAGUCCGGAAAUGGCGUUAUCCUGCCGGGAUGCACCGCCGUGAAAGUCCUCCACCGCCGCCAGACAGGCCACCGACGCCCAGUGGCCACCGGAGUGCUAGUCCGAUUUCAAGGUGGCAGAACGGAGAAAAUGAUAGUGGUGGAGUCGAAGGUGACGGUGGCGGCGUGCGGGGCCCUGCGCACGCCGCAGCUACUCCUGCACAGCGGCCUGCGGAACGCCAACAUCGGCCGACAUCUACAUCUCCACCCGGUGGUGAUGGCGUGGGGUCACUUCCCCGAGUCACCGCCGUCGAGGAGGCCGGACGGGGAGAAGAAGAGCUACGAGGGGGGAAUCAUGACGGCCAUGUCGACGGUGGUCGCCAAUUUCGAUUCCAACGGGUACGGAGCCAUAAUCCAGACGCCGGCGUCGCACCCCGGUGCAUUCUCGGCGCUAAUGCCCUGGACUUCUGGAUCCGACUUCAAGGAGAGAAUGACAAGGUUCUCGCGUACGGCACACAUCUUCGCUCUCGCGCGCGAUCAAGGCUCCGGCGACGUCCGUACCUUCCCGGAAUCUCUGGAAUACAAACUGGACGCGGGUGACGAGGAGAAUCUUCAGGGGGGGGUGGAGAAGAUGCUGCGCAUCCUGGCGGCGGCGGGGGCGGAAGAGAUCGGGACGCACCACCGCAGCGGGGAGCGGCUGAACGUGAAGACGGCGACCUUCCGGGAGUUUGAGGCGUUCGUGUGGCGGGCUGGUCGGCGCCAGUUGAGUAAACAGUCGACUCCUGUGUGCUCGGCUCACCAGAUGGGGAGCUGCCGGAUGGGGAUCGACCCGAGGACGUCGGCGGUGGAUCCCACAGGGGAGACAUGGGAGAUGGAGCGGCUGUACGUGGCGGAUACCAGCACCUUCCCAACUGCGCUUGGAGUUAACCCCAUGGUGACGGUGCAGACCAUUGCCUACUGCACCGCGCAGUCUGUGCUGCAGGUGCUCAGAAGGAGCAGGAAGAGGAAAGGCGGCUGCAACGUCGAUACUGGCUUGUGCUGA